Callorhinchus milii (elephant shark) is the source of this 1553-nucleotide messenger RNA. Its product is annotated as C-C chemokine receptor type 3-like. The transcript is spliced from 2 exons. NCBI's taxonomy places the organism in Eukaryota, Metazoa, Chordata, Chondrichthyes, Chimaeriformes, Callorhinchidae. Gene Ontology annotation, cellular component: membrane. Gene Ontology annotation, molecular function: chemokine receptor activity. Bases 150 to 1277 code for a protein of 375 amino acids. Gene Ontology annotation, biological process: G protein-coupled receptor signaling pathway; immune response; chemotaxis. The record is from RefSeq and is a predicted model, not a curated record.
UCAUUAAGUACUUGCUCAGCAACAUUCACUUCCUCUUAGAAAAAGUGUACAUGGAGAAUUGGCAAAGUGCUCUACCGUAUUCCGACUGCUGGAUUCAGUUUGAUCUAAUUUGAUUUGAUUGUCACGUCUACAGAAAAAGGCACAAGUUCAUGAUGCAAUCCAACAGUUUCCACAAUUUUAAUUCAACUCUUCGUUAUAUAACUGAAGACACCAGCAAUUACUUCGAUUAUGAUGUAAAUACAUCAAAUUCAGAUUCCUAUUACGUUAUACUGUGUGAAGAUGAAGAUUUACAACAAUUUGGAGCUACAUUCACAGUGGUCUUCUACGUCCUUGUUUUCAUCCUUGCGACCAUAGGUAACAUCUUACUUUUGUGGAUCAUGUUGAGGUACGAGAAGCUGAAAACCAUAACGGACAUAUUCAUUGUGAAUCUGGCCAUUUCGGAUUUGCUUUUUGCCGCCUCACUCCCGUUUUGGGCAAAGGAUCACGUAUCUGGAUGGGUCUUUGGGAACGCCAUGUGCAAAUUACUGAGCGGCGUUUUCUUCGUUGGCUAUUACAGCGGGAUCAUGUUUCUGACACUGAUGACGGCUGAUCGAUACUUUGCUGUGGUCCACGCUGUUUACGCUUCAAGAAGUAGAAAAACCUGCUACGCAGUCACAGCAAGCCUGGUCGUUUGGGCAAUUAGUUUAUCAGCCUCAGUGCCUGAAUUCAUUUACUCCACUGAAAUUACAUGGGAUCAAACAAAGUUUUGUGAGGCUAACUAUCCAGAAGAUAGUGAACACAUCUGGUUGUUGUUCGGGUAUUACCAGCAAAUUAUAUUGUUCUUCUUAAUUCCAUUAGUUGUCAUUGUGUAUUGCUAUUAUAAAAUCAUGAACACUGUGCUGAGGUGUAAAGCAAGGAAGAAGUACAAAGCAGUGAAGGUGAUCUUGUGUAUUGUGGUGAUUUUCUUCCUGUGUUGGGCACCAUACAAUAUGGUGAUUUUCCUGGUCUCUCUGAAACAACUUAAUGUGUCGCCAUUCACAACCUGUGAGAUGAGCAAACACAUCGACUACGCGUAUUUCAUCAGUCGUAACCUCGCUUAUUUCCACUGCUGUCUCAACCCCGUGUUUUACGCUUUUGUAGGUACAAAAUUUAAAAUGUAUUUAGUGCAAUGUCUGGGAAAAUUGUUUCCAUGUAUUAAAGUCAGCAAACAAGUUUCCAGAAGCACAACUGCCAACCACAGCAGCUCUCAAACCUGGUUCGAUGGUGAGUUAGUGGUUAAGUCAUGUCUAGAAAGGUAGUCAGUGAAGGUUGAACUUGUAACAUUGUACCUUUGGAAGCGAUAGGUUUAUUAACUAUAAUUUAGAGGCUUGUGAAAGGUUACUCAUUUGUGCAAUUAUUAUUCAGACAUUUUCUAUGAACUCAAAUUGUAUGAAUUCAUAUCAAUUUGUAUUAAUUCCAUUCAUUUUUAUAUGUAAAGGAGCUAUUCUAUAAUGUAGAUAACAUUCUGAGGUAAAGUGUCAUUUGAAAAAAAUGUGUUUGUACAAAAGUGGUUACCAAUAAAAGUGAUUAUCUUC